UUUUAAGUGGGCCGAAAUUUUUCUUGUCAAAUUCACCUAAGACAUUAUAAACAAAAUUCAUGUUCGCUUUCAAUGUAUUCCACCAGUUACCGAGUUCAGGUCAGGCAGACAGGGCUCUCUAGUCAGAAAAGCGAUUCCCAGUUUACCGAAGAGGUAAUCCGCAGUCACAAUGAGUGCAGAAAGAAACAUGGCGUACAGCCUCUGACGCAUGCGCCCGAUUUAUCUACACAAGCUCAAAGAUGGGCAGAGGUUCUGGCCCAAACAAACACCUUCAAACACAGCAACGCCUCAUUAAGAGGGGAGAGGCUGGGGGAAAACAUAGCCAUGAAGUGGUCCUCCAAUCCACAGGACUCAUACCCUGGUCAGGAGGUUACGGACCAAUGGUAUAGUGAAAUAAAGUUCUUCACCUUCGGCGCUGAGCCCAGGAACCUUUCAGCAGGACAUUUUACACAAGUUAUCUGGAGAGGAAGCAGGGAAAUUGGAGUCGGAAGAGCGCGUUCGAAGGAUGGGAAAAUUAUUGUCGUGGCGAACUACAGACCUGCUGGUAACGUUGUUGGGAGGUUUACAGACAACAUCCCAGCCCCAACAACAGGUGUUCUGAGAAGACCACAAGGACUGACAGAACCAACCCUCAAAAGGGAAACGAAUCCUUUGGCUUGCAAUUCCAAAUCAACAACUUUCGACAAAUAUAGAAGUGGAAGAAUGGAAGCAAAGUCUACAAGAACUUUUACUGAAACCACCGGAAGUGGUGCCAACAAAAUCACGAAAACUAUAGUGGAAGAAACCAUUAUCAAAGCAGAUGGUUCUAAGGUCACCAAUCGAAAAGAAACCAUUACACACGGAGAAAAAGGUGGAGCUAGUUCUUCUGGACCCCUAAUGUUAGACAGAGGAAGGGAAAAGGAAAAGGACAGUAAAAAGGAUAAAGGAAGUGGUAUGCUAGAGUUUUUCAAAGGCAAGGAUAAGAAGAGAGAUUCGUCCAGUUCCAGCUCAGGGUCAUCUCAGGAGAGGGCCAAGAAACCACAGUCUAUCAAAGAGUUCAUAGACGAAUGUGUUAAGGUUCAUAACAAGUACAGAAAAAAGCACGGAGUUCCAACUCUCAGCCAUGCAAAGGAUCUAAGUGCAUUUGCUCAGAAGUGGGCGGAACAUUUAGCUGCCACCAAUUCUUUUCAACACAGCGAUUGCAUGCACAAAGGAGAGCGUCUUGGGGAAAAUAUCGCUUGUAAAUGGUCCUCCUCAGGGGGAGAUUACUCAGGAAAGGAAGCUUGUGAUCAAUGGUACAGCGAGAUCAGUAAACAUGAUUUCAACAACGAACCAAGAUCCCUCGGGUCAGGUCAUUUUACACAAAUGAUUUGGAAAGGAAGUAAAGAAAUGGGGGUUGGAAAAGCCAAAACCUCGGGAGGAAAAGUCAUUGUUGUAGCAAGUUAUAGACCAGCUGGAAAUCUCGUGGGAUCAUUUAAAGAAAACGUCCCUCCACCAAAGUAGCUCAUGUAUAAAUACCUGAUGACAGCCAAUUGGUGGUACAGUGGAUUAAUUAAACGUGUGAUCGUUCAUUUUCCAAGCAUCCCAAGUUGUAAAAGAAGCUGGUGUUCGAACUCCUGAAAAAUUAAAUGAUUAAAAUAAUUUUGAAAAUG
Molecule: messenger RNA, 1631 nt
Organism: Saccostrea echinata
Lineage: Eukaryota; Metazoa; Mollusca; Bivalvia; Ostreida; Ostreidae
Exons: 10
Coding region: 73-1482 (469 amino acids)
Cellular component (GO): extracellular region
Source: RefSeq, a predicted model, not a curated record